CAACAGCCUACCGGUAGAAAGUCCUUGUCCAUCCAUACCAUACUGUACCGCUGAUGACGAUGGACGGUGAUCCUUCCGGCGUACUCUUGCGAGGCCAGGACAUCAUGCUGGAGAUGCUUCGACAGGUGCAGGGAUACUUUCGGACAAACGACCCGUCCAAGAAGACAGAAGGAUGGCGCAACCUCGACCGCGCAGCGAUGACAGCGAUUUGUUCGUCGCGGAUCUCACACAUUUUGGACAGCGAGGACGAUCCAGCCAUGUUGACGGGUACCGACAACGAAGAAGAUAACCAAGGCCAGCAGGUGCUGGAGCAUGCCGUCAUUCAAGAGAUCCUUCUUGGCCUGGUCGAAAAGCGGCUGCACACCACGCAGCUCCAAGUCACGCAAGGGCCCGUGGACGUGCAAUUCCUUAAGCAGCAGUUUGUGACGAUGGCCCGCGACAGCGAGCAUAUGCACAAGGAGCUGUCUGUGUCUAACAACAACAGCGACGACGUACGGGAUGCCAAGGUGCUGGCCUUCUGGGCAUUGGACGACUUGGACAAGCAGUCAUCCGUGGCCCAUUUGCGUGACACGAUUCGGUCCCAGGACGCUACGAUUCAGGCCAUGUUGCGAGAACUCAAUGCGCUGCGGACUGGAAGUUAUGGCAGCAACGACCGGCAGAUGUCGCUGACAGGGGACAAUGACGAUUCCGUGGGAACCAUUGGAAAAUUCAACUGGAGCCCCACGUCAUCGACCUAUGGCGACGACGACCAACCACAUACCAGCCAUCAUCGCAAUGUGGACGCUUCCAUCGAAGAGUUGCGGAGUUCUGUCCACGCCAACUACCGAGACAAUGUCGACAUGUUGCACGAACACAUUCAGCACUUGGAGACGCAAUUGCAAGAUGCCGCGCGCCACGUGGCAGACGUGACCAAACUCAACCACCAGCUCAAGCUGCAAGUUGCCCAGCAAGUUGCUCCUUCCAACGGCAACAACGCCACUGGGUAUGUGGAUGCCAUGUCGGGGUUGCAACGCCAAGUGCAGGACCUUGAGGUGGCGCUCGACGCCGCCACCGCGCACAGCCGCGCGUUGGAGUCCGAGUUGGCCGUCCCGAGUGCGAAUUUGGCCUACUUGAGUCGCCAGAAUGCGUUGCUGCAGCAACGCGUGGUCAUUUACAAGAAGGAAUUGGACGACCAAGUCGCCGGCCAGCAACUUCUACACAAACACGUCAACGCAGAGGGCCUGGAACAUAGCACCGAGUGCCACCAUCGCUUCGACGGCGUCUGCAACGACCUGAUCGAGUCGCUCCGGGCGGAAAUUCUGCACGGUCGCGACCUGCACCGGUCGGACUUGAUCGAUUUGUUGGAUCAGUUGAGCGACUUGACUCGGGAAAACCACGCGCUGCGUGAAUCUGGGUCGGUGGAGCCAGGCCAGAGUUCCCCGACGAAAGCCAUUGACGACACGUUGGAGCGCGUGGCUCGCAACUUGCACGCGGAAAACGGGCAACUUACCGAGCAACUUCGGUCGUACGAAGCCACGAUUGCAGCAACGGACGGUCAAAUGGCCCAACUGCGUCAGGAACGGGAGGCGCAAGAAGUGGAAGUGGACUUGUUGCUACAAAAGUUGAAUCCGAUGGUCGCAGCGCACGAAGCCGUGAUGGAAGAACGCAAAGCGAUGGAAGCCGACCUGGCACGACGCGAACAAACGAUCCAGGCGUUGCAAACAAACGUGUACGAGAUGAAGCGGGAGAUCAAGAUCAUCUCCGCAGACGUGGAUGCCAUCGUCGAAGAAAAGGAGAUCAUGCAGGAAGAGCUCGACGAGUUGCGCAAGCGACCGGUGGGUGGGACAGCAACGUCCACCAACGAACCGUGUCGGGCGUGUGCAGGUCUACACCAACAAGUCAACGAGCUGAGUGCCGAGUUGGAGCAAGUCCACGAAUCGCUGGAAGCCGCGGAAGCGGAAACGCGGCCGCUGCGCCGAUCCGUGUCGAUGAAAGACCAGACAAUCCAGGAAACCAAAGCCCGCGUGGCCGAGCUAGAGCGCCGUCUAAACAACGACAAGUCCGAGUACGCCAAGGCCGUCGUGGAGCGAGAUCAUGCGAUUGAAACGUUGCAGAAGAAAGUGUUCGAGUACAAGCGUGAAGUGAAUGUGCUCACGGACGACCUCGAUUCGAUCUACGAAGAAAAGCACGAAGUCGAGCAAAAGCUGGACCAAGUGGAAACCCAGCUCGUGAAUGCGCAAGAAGAACUGGCCGAGCUGGACCGGGUCGUGGCCGAGUUGCGGAUAGACGUCGAUCGAUGGCGCGAGGCGUAUGAACUGGCGCGCAUGCAACACGAAGAGGAACGACAGCAUGUGAUGCGCUGGGAUGCCGUGGUGCGGGCACAAUUAGAGUCCAUGCAAGGCACGUCGCAGGAGUGGGCGGCCACCCAAAGCGAAACUCGUGCCAAGUACGACAGCGACGUAGCCAAUCUGAAAGGCCAAGUGCUGUCGCUGCAAGACAGUCUGGCGUUGCUGACAACGUCCGAGGAAAUGCUCAUGAAGCAACUGCAGGACAUGGCGGCGGCAAAGGCGACGAUCGAAAGUGACAAAUCGUCUCUGGAAAGUCAGUUUGCCGUUUUGGAAGGGCAACAUCGAGCCAAAGAAGCUGCGUGGAGUGUGGAGCUCCGCGACCUCCAGAGGUUGCACGACGACGCGGUGACUUCGUGGGAUGCCACGUGGCAGUCCACCGUCCAAGCACAUGAUGCGGCGAUCUCAGUCGAGCGAGACGAAAAGGCAGCCGUGGUGGCGGAUUUGCAGCGGGCGAUGGACGAAUUAAAUGCGUCCAGACUGGCCUUAUCGGACGACGUGGACCGCCUUCGCCUCGAAAAGCAAGCAGAAGUCGACGGGUUAAAGGCAACUCGGGACGAAUUCCUCGCCCAAUCUGAUGAAUUAGCGACCGAGGUGGCCAAGUGGAAGGCGGUGGUGGACGCGCUGACGUUGGAAAAGUCGACGGCGUUGGAACGGGUAGAGACGCUCGAGCAGCACUUAGACGAGAGUUUGCGGCAAUGCGCUCAAUUUGAAGCGGAAAUGGAGCGACAUCAGAAGGAAUUCGUCGAAGGUCGCAAUCACCUGAAUGCCACCGUGGCCGCGCUCACCGAGUCAGAGCAACGACUGCAGCAAAACGUUGACGAGCUCAGCAACGCCAAGGCAGUUGCUGAUGAUCGAGUGACAGACUUGCAAAGGCAGCUGGAUGCAGCGACGGAAUCGUACAACGUCCUACACGGUGAAGCGGCGGCCCAUGUUGCAGACAAGACCGCGUUGCGGGACAACGUCGAGUCCCUGCAACAACUUUCUGAGCAACUCCAAGCUGCGCACGACGCUGUGGAAGCACAGCUAACACACAGCGACUCGGUGUGCAAGGCAUUGGAAGUGUCCGUCGCAGAGAAGAAGCAAGCGGCCGCAACGCAAGACAAGGAGAUUGCCGACUUGACCGCUCGACUGGACCAGCUGUCGUCGUCGGAACAAGAGUUGCUGCAGAAGUUGCAAUCAUUGACGCAAGAAAAGUCUGUGUUGGAGCAACAAGUGCCUGAAACCGUUCGGCAACUCGCGACGUUGAGUCGAUCGCACAGCGAAUUGGAGACAAUGUCGCAGUCAGUGCAGUCGGAAAACAAUCGUUUGAAGGACUUGGUCGAAACGUUGUCCAAGGAAAAGGCAGCCGAAGAGCACAAGAUGGCCAACUUGCAAGAAGUUGCAGAGCAAUUCGAGUCCGAACUGGCGGCAGUGACGUUUGAUCGGGAUUCGUCCAUGACCAAGGUGUCUGUGCUAGAGUCCGCCGUCGCCAAGAAGGACGGCGACAUUGCCCAGCUGGAAGUGCUGCUCCAGCGGUUCAAAGACAAGGUGGCGACACUGAAAACAUCUCAAUCCAAGUUGAAAGCCGACAUCGACGCGGCCAACACCCACCUGGCGACGAUGGAGCAUGAUCACGAGACUACUGUGCAGGCUCUGGAAGCCACCGAAAUGGAGUUGGAAGGACAAUUGCAGACAAAAGAAUGGGAAAUUCAAGGUUUGCAGACUCAAGUGGUCGAGCUGACCGCGGCGUGGACAGCCACGAAAGAUACGAUGGCAGCGGACAAGCAACGAUUCGAAGCCAACCAACUGCACCUUGAAGGUCAAAUCCAAGCCAACGAGCUGAAGAUUCAAGACUUGCUGGCUCAACUGUCUGCGCUCACGGCCAAAUGGCAGGCCGUCGUCUCAACGAACGAGUCUUUGGCGAGUGAAAAGCAACGACUGACGACCACCCUCGAGCAAGCUGAAGGGCUCGUCCAGGCCAAGGACGCCCAAGUUCAAGCUCUCCAAACCCAACUCGACCAUGUGACAGCCCAGUUGAACGACGUUGCGAUGUCCAAGGACGUGCUGACCUCGGAAGCGCAAUUGCGGCAACAAGAGGACAUGUCGAAACUGGAAUCACUCGAGCGCGCCCUUGCCCAAUCGAAAGCCGACCUCGACGCCGCCGCAACCGAUAAGCACGACACGGUGGCCAGGUUGCAGCAGUUGUUGGACCGAUUCAAAGACAAAGUCGCACAGUUGACGGCGUCGGAAGUAUCCGUGACCAACCAAUUGGACGUCGUGUCGGCGGAGCUCAAGGCCAAGACGGGCGCGGCAAGUGAUUUGCAGCGCCAAGUAGACACGUUGGGCUCGGACUUGGAAGAUGCAUUGCACCAAGUGGACGUUCUGCGUCGAGAAAACGCGGCUUUUAGCGACGAAUCCGUGGCCUUAAGUGCUCAAAUCGUGUCCUUGACGGCGGCGCAAGUGCAAAGUCAAGAACAGGUGGCGGAGCUCACGUCCUCCGUGUCAGACAAGGUCAAUGAAUUGGCCAAGUUGCAGGCGCUGGUGGACCGGUUCAAGGAAAAAGUGGCGGCCCUGACCUCCUCGGAAGCCAAGCUGAUGUUGGAACUGACUCAACUUCACGACGACAAGCAGACGCUCGAGAUGACGUUGCCCGAGCAAAUGGAGAAGCUGGCGUCGUUAAGUCGAUCGCAUGGUGAGUUGGAGGUGGCCAAGAAGGUUGCCGACGACGCAAAUGAACAGCUCAAGGCAAAGCUGGCGGCUGUGGAACUCGAAAAGGCGACGGUGAGUGCCGAACGGGAAGUACUGGCGAGUCAGUUGGCCGCACAAGUUGCCACGUACAAGGACUUGGAAGCGUCCUUGGUACAAAAAGAAAACCAAAUAUCGACUCUUCAAGUGCUGUUGGACCGGUUCAAAGACAAAGUGGCAGCUUUGACCAAGUCUGAAACGUCGCUCGCCCAACAACUGACCGCCGUGCGCGACGAAAAGGACGAGUUGGAGAUGCACUUGUUGCCCGCAACUCAAGAAAAGGUGGCGUCGCUCAGCCGUUCCCACAGUGAAUUGGAGUCUUCGUCCAGCAGAAUCCACGCUGACAACCAGCGGUUGCAAGAGGCACUGGACACGCUCACUAGAGACCACGACGACCACAUCCGAGCAUGCAACGCCCGGGACGCGAGUAUGACCGCCGAGCGCCGUGGAUUGGUCGACCAAAUCACCGAACUCGAGUCGGAAAUGAACGACAACCACACGAAACGCAUGGAAUUACAGGCGAGCGUGAGCUACAAGGAAGACCAGGUGGCGAAAUUGCAAUUGCUGGUCCAGCGCUUCAAGGAAAAAGUGUCGGCGCUGACCAAGUCCGAGGACACGAUGACCAAGCAAGUGAUGCUGCUCGCGCAGGAGAAGACAGCGCUCGAGAUGUCCGUGCCCGACCACCAAGCCAAAAUUGCGUCGUUAAGUCGCGCCCAGGUCGAGCUGAACGAUGCGAUCCAAGCAUUGCAAACUCAAAACGCUCAAUUGACAUCCGACUUGGACGCGUUCAAGGCCCAGAAGGCGCAAUGGGUGGCCACGGAUGCUGCGUUUUCGGCCGACAAGGCCGCGUUGGACGCCAAGGUAGCUGACCUUGAGGCGCAGCUGGAAGCCAGUGCCGCGUCGCGCGAGCAGUUGGACGCCACAAAGGAAGCGCAAGACCAACUGACCCAUCGAUUGCAAGAGGAAUUGAAGACCCUCCAAGAUGAACUCAAGCGAACCAUCGAUGAAAGAGAUGCGUGGAGAAACCAAGUGCCAGAAAAGGACCACGAGCUGGCGUCACUGAGUCGGUCCCACAGUGACCUCGAGAGCAGCGCGCAGUCGCUUGGACGACAAAACGAUCGGUUGACCGCAGAAUUGGAGCGUCUCGUGUCAGAAUUGGACACUCGCACGGAAGAAUUGAACGACGAGGCAAGCCGUUGCUCGGAAGCCAAAGCGGCCGAGGUUCGAGUGGCGGAGCAACUGGUCGCGGCGCAGCAACAGUGGAACGUUCAAACAACGGCGUGGCAGGCCGAGUUGGUGGCCAAGGAGGAAGAAAUCUCGCAUUUGCAAGAGUUGUUCAACGACGAAGUGCGCACGUUAAAGGCCGACGAGGCGUUGGCCACCGACCGAUACGACGAAUUAGCCCAAGUCCACAUGGAAUUAUCUCGUGUCCACGACGAAUUAGCAGACAAGUGCAACAUGCUGGAACUGCAACUCGACAACGCCACCAAAGAGUUGGCCGAGUCUGACGCAACGUACAAACUCACGUGCGCGGAAUUGAACACCAAGCUGUUUACGCUGGAAGAAUUGCUUUCCAAGAAGGACGCCGUGGUGCUGGACCUGCACGCGUCCGUAACCACGCUGACGGCCAAUGUAGCGUCGUUGCAGCAGUUGAUCGACGAAAAGGUGGCGCUGAUCGGCCAGCUCGAACGUUUGCUAGCAACGAGGCCGACCACGGCCACAACUAGCGAACCCCUCAGCCUCCCCGACGAAUAUGCAUUGAUCCUGUCCGAGAACGAACAGCUGCGACUGGGCCAAGAAAACCUCAACACGAUCGUGGGCGUGCUCAAAGACCAGCUGACAGAUGCCCAGGAUGUCCCUGCUCAAGGGGCGCUGCCAUCGUCGGUCGCUUCGUUUGUCCAGGACGUGAGCCCCGUGUUGGGCUUGCAAGCGACCAUGUCGUCCGAUCGGGACUGGAGUCUCGAGGACCUCCAGUCCAGCCUGCAAAACGUGCAAGCGUCGAUUCAUGCUAUUUCUGCCAGUAAAUCAACCCGAAUGACGACGACGUUGGAUGACGAUGACGCGAUGAUGAAUGUGGGCGACUUGGACGGCAGCACCAACAGCAACGGCAGCAGUGGUACGUGGUUGAAAGCAAUCGAAGAAGCUAACGACCUCAACGACAAGGCGCAGAGUCUGAACCAGCAAGUACACCGGUCCCGAGACAUUGGAGGGGGCGAACAGCCAGUGGCCAUGGCGUCGCUGUUCCCCGACGGCGUUGGGAAGGACAUCAUGUCGGUGGUGCUGGAAAUUGUCGCGACGUUCGACGACAAAGACACUGACACAAGCGGACAUGAUGAGGGCGAUACUGCUCCCAACCAGAACAACAUUGCACGCACGCUUCGAUCGGCGUGGCAAUUCCGCCAGCGGCUGCUGCGCCAACUCGUAGCGGCCAUGCAUGAGGUGCACCCGCUGUCCCCGUCAUUGCCCCGCGAAGGCCAAGUGGACACGUGGCAACAGGACAUGGCACGCUCCGUGGUGGUGUCGGAAGCUCAACAUCAUGCGCUGAACCAUGCAUUCUUGACCAUGCACCACUUGCUGUACCCUGCCCAAGUCGCCAAUGCCAGCAUGGACCUCGCGAAGUGGGCCGACUACACGACGUCGGCCGAAUUCGCAGACAACCUCCGCCAGUACUCGACAAGAAUGGACGCCCUUGAACGCGACAGCGACGACGUCCGCGACGUGGUGUUGCCAUUUUUGGCUGGGUUUACUACUACCGACGACGAAAACGAAAACGACGUCCAAACCAACGAUGUCCAUCAAGCUGAGGCCACGUCUAAAAGAGGUCCAUUGGCCAAGGGUGUGCACCAGGUGCAAGAAGUUCUGGACCACAUGAGCGAAGCGCUGGCGACGAUGCACACUGCAUUAACGAAUGCGUCGACCGCCGAGAACUCGACGGCUUCGGCGAUUGGACUCCCUCAAAAUCCCGAAGGAUGGAUCCAGUACAUUCGAUCGCAGCCGUUUGCUGAACUGGUCCACACCCACCAAGCCUUGUCCAAGCAACUGUGCAAGGCCUUGCGUGUCCUCUGCGAUACCCACACCAAUGCAGUGUCUGUCCCCACGAGCUCUGCAACGCCGCCCCUCGCGACGUCCAACAAGAAUCCUUGCAGUACACCAAUUUUAAAGCAAGAAGUUGCGACGACGGCGACGUUGGAUGUUCCGUCCCGCGACGACGACAUUGCAGGUUGGGGCGAGUUUGUCUCGUCUCAGGCGUUUUUCAACUGGGUGGCGUCGCUGCAAGGCAGCACCCACGCGGCCUCCACGUCUGAAACACAGGCGCUGUGCGACGCGCUGCAAAACAUGCACGCGGUGCUGUGGCCGCGUGAGGCAAUGCAGCCAUCGAUGGACGCGUCAGAUUGGGCGGCGUACAUCCACUCGCAGCCGUUCGUCGACAUGCUACGACAAUGUGCAGGCCAAGGCCACCACAAAGCGAUCUGUGCGGCGCUGCAUAAGAUGCAUCUCGCAAUCGCCACCACAGCGGACGUGGCUCUGUCGACGCAGUCUAUGGAUUUGCCGCGAUGGACCGAGUACAUUGCGUCGGACAAGUUUGACUCGCACUUGCGCCAGUACACGACCCGGCUACAAGACAUUGAGCGCGAAUCGCAAGUGUUGUGCGACGAACUGGACGAAAUGCACCACCACCUGAUGGCCCCAAAUCGACCAGACGAUCUCGUGGAUGACGUUCCACAUGGUCGAAAGGACAUGGCGCAGUGGCACCAGUACAUUCAAACGCAAGAGUUUGCAGACACGAUGGCGCAGUACGCACAGCGCCAGGAAGCGCUCGAAGCAGACAGCCAUGACCUGCAUGCUAAAGUGGUGCCACUCUUGAUCAAACACGUGCCGACUUCGACGUCGACGAAUGUGGACGAUCUGGUGCGAGCCUUUGAAUCGACCCAGGCACCGUCGUCGGACGAGUGGACACGGCAGGACGCGGCCAUCACAACGUUGACCGAAACUGUGGCUCGAUUGAGGCAGUUGUGUGGUUUGGCAGCAACGACGAGCGGGUCUGGGCCACCAUCCCAAAUGAAAACAACGCCGACACUGUCGAUGCACACACAUAUCGAGCAAUUGGACGUGCUCGUCAACGACUUGACCGAAGUCGAGACCACACUGGCAACACUACCGUCUCCACCAUCCGACUUGACCCAAUUGGUGGCCAUGAUGCAGCGGCAGCAAGGAACUGCUGUAUUGUCGUCCAGUGCCGACGAGAACAGCGUAAGUCCUGACGACGCCCACGUGCUUCAAUUGCGCAACAUUCUUUCCCGCCUUCAGCAGUACCAAAAGAAGUGGACCGACUGGCGCCGCCACCAUCAGGACGGCACGGUCUCCGAAGACACGAUGAACGACGCAUCCAACGACGACGAGAUCGAAAAGCAAGCGGAAUUCCAUGUCAACGCGUCCGAGGUGUUGCAAGCGAUGGAGCUGGCCAACGAAUGCCAAAUCGCUGCGAUUCACGUGCUGGAGACGCACAAUCGGUCGUGUGUGGCCAAAACGCGCGUGGAGAUUGCGACCAAGUGCAGUGUACAGCGGGCGUUUUUGCGGUGGAAACACAAGUCGGCCAUGGAUUCUGUCAAGAAAAGCCACGCGGAUGAACUGAAGAGUCUCAAGGACAAGAUGAAGCCGCACGCCACCAGCUCGGACGAAAUCGAGAAACUCAAGGAGAUUCAAUUGCUUCAGUUGAUUCGAUUCCGAAAGCAGGCGCUGGCAGAGCAAGCCAAGGUCCGCGCCGACACGCGGGCGGCUACGACCGAGGAAAUGAUCGAGUUGUAUCGUCGACGAGAAGCCCAACAGCAAGGCCACUGCACUUGCCAAUGGCGCGACAAGAUACGCAACUCGCGUGAUGACGAAGAAUGGUGGAAGCAUCAAACCAACACCCACCAAGCGAACGCCAAGGAUGAAGACGAUGGCUGCAGUGUGGCGAGCGACGAAAGCAAGACCAGCGGUAGCCGACGCCAGCAGCAACUGUCGCGCUCGCAAUUGAGACAGCCAGGGUAUGAGCUGCGACGACAACAGCGACGGCGCGACAGCUUGAGUGGGCAGAGCAGCGUGGGGGCCCCGACGCCCGUGAAGAAGGUUGUGACUCACGAGCGAGUGGGCUUUGGGUCUGGCGUGAGCCGCCACUUCACACCGCCCCCACCGGCGCACAGCAAAUCGACGGACCCAUCGUCCACGUCGUGCCUGACCACCAUUGAGCAUUGGAAGCAGCAGAACGCCAAGAUCACAAAACACGUAGAAAGAACGAUGAAGCGUUAAUCAACAAUGGAAGAUUUUAUACAUGUAGUCACG
Molecule: messenger RNA, 10373 nt
Organism: Aphanomyces astaci
Lineage: Eukaryota; Oomycota; Saprolegniomycetes; Saprolegniales; Verrucalvaceae
Exons: 8
Coding region: 54-10340 (3428 amino acids)
Source: RefSeq, a predicted model, not a curated record